CGCUGUAAGGUCUACCUACACCUGUUGAAUUUUGCGCACGUGACAAAUAACAUUUGAUUUGAUUCAUUACCAUACAAAGGAAACGUCAUUCGUGUCGCUGGCAGAAUACUAGUCUGACCCAGAAGACACGAACGUAUCCGGAAGAAAGGUAUCCUAGCAACGAAUAUGUUGGCGGAGUUCAUUCGGCCCAUUGUCCUUUGAUUCUAACUGCAGCGAGACAGUACGGAAAAUGUACAAUAUAGAAUUUCUUUCGAACCGCAUUGCUGCGGAUAGUUUGGAGAGGAGGCGCAAUAGAGAGACGCAACGUCAAGAUAGGAUUUUCAAUGCUAAAGUUAGAACAAUUAGGGUAAAUUACUGCAACUUUAACCGUCUGUGACAUCUGUCCAUUCAUGUUAGUUGUAAAGCCAUUUUGUCACAAUUUUCUCUUACUGACAGAUAGACAAAGUGGCUCUUGAAUCCCAACUGAAUGAAAGAAAGAAAAAAGAGGCAGAGUCACUAAAAGCAUAUGCUGCAGAAGCGGUGUGUAACGACAAGGCCGCCUGUCUACUUAAACAACGCCAACUCAAGGAAGAGCGUCUACUGCAGGGAGCCAUAGAGGACUUCUGGCUGAACUUCCAGCCGCGGUGUAGCCGGCGUGAGUAUGACUUAAACAACCCGGACAAAGUUAUGAAUCAGGACGGGAUCCAGAUGCUGCCGGGGCUUGUGGGUGAGGACCCAGACAGCCAGGGGAGGCUGAAGAAGCAGCAGGAGCAGCUCAGAGAGUGGUCCGUCCAGCAGCAAUAUGAGCUGGCCACAGCACGACACCAGCAGAGACUGGAAGAGCAGCAGUAUGACCAGGACAGAGUGGACCUGGACAUCCAAGCUCUCCAGCUCCAGAAGAUCGAGGAAGAAAGGAGGAGAUCUGCAGCCAUGGCUACAAAGGAUUUCAAUCUGGCAAAGGCAGCAGAGAAUGCCGAGAAGCAGUGGAAAAAGGGGCAGCAGGAGAAGGAGGACAACAGGAAAGACAUCCUAAAUCAGCUUCAGGGGGAGCUGUUGAGUAAGAGCCAGGAGCAGGGCAUCAGUGUGCUGGGUCUACCCCACCUCAGGGCUGACAGUUGCAAGGGCCUCACAAACAAGCAGCUGCAGCACGUCAUCGACUGCCAUCAGCAUCGGAUAGAGGAGAAGAGUGCUGAGCAGCAGAAGGAGGAGCUCCACCAUGACCGGCUCUGUGUGACCUCAGCUCGCACCGCCCUACUACUGGAGAGACGGCAGGCCCGCAUUAACAAGCAGCUCCGACGCACCCUGGAUAGCGCCAAUGCACAGCUGUCUGAGGCCCACCAUGAACAGAAAAAGUACUUGGAUAAUGUGUACACUAACAUCCCAGAUGACAGUUACUUCUCCCAGUUCAACACCAGUAGUCGAUAAAGGUUAACAGGGUCAUGCACUAUUGGAGAGAUACAUUUAUUGUCUAUGGAAAUAAUAAAUGAUUUGUAUCACAGCAAAAAAAGUAUAAUAGUAAUAAUCUGAUGUUUUCUUUCAAUUUACUCAAAACAUCUAUGAAGAUUUUUGAUUGUAUUUGAUAAGUAUUACCAAAUACAAUCAAAAAUCUUCAUAGAGAAUUGUGUGUCCAUGCUUAAGGCUGCCUACUGUUCUACAUUAAUUUGUCAUAACGUGUAUGUGCCUAAUCAGAAUGCCAAAGUGUGUACCUUGUUAAAAUACAGUGCCUUGCGAAAGUAUUCGGCCCCCUUGAACUUUGCGACCUUUUGCCACAUUU
Molecule: messenger RNA, 1753 nt
Organism: Oncorhynchus tshawytscha (Chinook salmon)
Lineage: Eukaryota; Metazoa; Chordata; Actinopteri; Salmoniformes; Salmonidae
Product: RIB43A-like with coiled-coils protein 2
Exons: 6
Coding region: 667-1404 (245 amino acids)
Source: RefSeq, a predicted model, not a curated record